Molecule: messenger RNA, 1346 nt
Organism: Diorhabda carinulata
Lineage: Eukaryota; Metazoa; Arthropoda; Insecta; Coleoptera; Chrysomelidae
Gene: Rpp30
Product: ribonuclease P protein subunit p30
Exons: 6
Coding region: 376-1260 (294 amino acids)
Biological process (GO): tRNA processing
Cellular component (GO): nucleolar ribonuclease P complex
Molecular function (GO): RNA binding
Source: RefSeq, a predicted model, not a curated record
AAAUUAAUAAAAUAAAAAACAUAUUUCUAAAAUAAUUCUGAAAUUCACCGAAAAUAAAGAUAAAUCAUCAUUAAAAAUAUUUACUAGAUUACAAAUAUGUUUGCAUAAUCAAUCUACACUAUCAAAUCUUGAUUCUCCCAUGUGAUAGUUUAAUUUUUUCAAAAAUCAUAAGAAAAUAGAAUUUUAGGGAGAAUAUAAAGUGUGAAAGGGACCAAAUAAUAUUGUGGUGAGGGCUAAUAGACUAAAUGAAAAACGAGGAGAUAAACAGAGAACUGGUUAAAAUAGAAGAAUCGGAAUCUGAGGUUAGGUAUAAGAUAGAGAAGUGUUUAUUGUGUGUGAAAUAAUGUAAUAUAAUUAACAAAAUCAAAUUGAAAGAUGAUUAAAACUUCUGCAUUUUAUGAUUUAUGUAUACAGCAAUCAUUUUUCUCUCAAGACAAUUUAGAAAAAUCCAUAAAAUCCCUUUAUCAAUUGGGAUACCGCACUAUUGCCGUAAAUCAGACUAUUGAAGAUAUAAAUAUUGAGCAAUCUAAGAAGAAAAAGAAAAAAGGCGGAUCUAAGGAAAACCAAGAUAUUGUUCCUGUACCUUACAAUUUGAGUGCCAUACAAGAUGUGAUUAAGAAACUAGAUAUUGACAAUUUUCAUGUUUUUAAUCGAUUAACAGUGAUAUUCGCGAAUCAAGAUGGUCUUCAUAAAAUUACAAAGUCAUCAAAUUUCAAAAAGUACCACAUCUUUGCAGUUUCACCUACUACUAAUCAGGCACUUCUGUAUACUUGCAGCACUCUUGAAGCGGACAUCUUUGCGUAUAAUCCUGAAAUCAAAUUUGAUCUACGUUUGAACAGAAAAUUGUACACUCAGUUAAUGGAAAGGAGUUAUUACUUUGAAUUAUUAUAUAGUCCAGCUAUUGAAGAUAGCUCACAGCGGAAACAUUUAAUACAUGCUUCCCAUCUUUAUCAUUCAUAUGGAAAAUCGAAAAACAUAAUUUUUUCAAGUGGAGCUAAUCGACCUGCGCUGAUAAGAAACCCAUAUGAUGUUAUUAAUAUGGGCUUUUUAUUUGGUUUAAGUGAGUUACAAUGCAAAACGGCAGUUUCCCAUUGUCCUAGUAAAGUAAUUUUAAAUUCUGUGGGCAGAAGACUUGGUAAAUCUGUAAUGUUUGUAGAACAUGUAACUAGUACAAUGGAAGUGGUUGAAAUUAGCAGUAACGAUGAUGAAGAAGAAGAAAUAGAUACUGAGGAACCGAAACAGAAAAAAACUAAAACUUGAAACAAAAAUUACAUUAUAUAGUUUUUGGAUUUUUUGUAUUAUUAGGUAUCAAAUGUAUGUUUAAUAAAAAAUGUUUUGAAAACUGA